Molecule: messenger RNA, 1165 nt
Organism: Castor canadensis (American beaver)
Lineage: Eukaryota; Metazoa; Chordata; Mammalia; Rodentia; Castoridae
Source: RefSeq, a predicted model, not a curated record
GUGACAGAGAUACUGCCCAGUUUAUAUGUUCAUCCGUUACUAAUCGCCUUAUAUCACUACUAAGAGAGUAGUAAUACAUUCAGCAAAAUUUCAGUUACUGCCCUCACAGGCAGUCUUCACAUAGAUUCCAAGGCCAAAAGAGGCAUGAUUAUAUCUCAUUUGUUUCAGACAAACCUCAGGCACACAUCAUUACUUAACAACUUAGCCAGUGAGCACAUUCUGUUCUCUGUGAGGUCAUUACCAUGAGUCUGCUCAGAGCUUCCCUGAUGCUGGACAGACCCACCUUGUUGGGCCAGUGAUGGCCAACCUUUCUUGCUAAUUAAAUGUUAAUACUGUUACACUCGCCUGUUUGUGGUUGCUAGCAACUAUUUUCCAGAACAUCUCAUUCAUUCCAGAUUAUGAUGAUGGCUUUUCAAUGAAGCAUACAGCCACUGCCCGUUUCCAGAGAAACCACCGCCUCAUCAGUGAAAUCCUAAGUGAGAGUGUGGUGCCAGAUGUUCGGUCAGUUGUCACAACAGCUAGAAUGCAAGUCCUCAAGCGACAGGUCCAGUCCUUAAUGGUUCAUCAGCGAAAACUAGAAGCUGAACUUCUUCAAAUAGAGGAACGACACCAGGAAAAGAAGAGGAAAUUCCUGGAAAGCACAGAUUCUUUUAACAAUGAACUUAAAAGGUUGUGCGGUCUAAAGGUAGAAGUGGAUAUGGAGAAAAUUGCAGCUGAAAUUGCACAGGCUGAGGAACAGGCCCGCAAAAGGCAAGAGGAGAGAGAGAAGGAGGCAGCAGAGCAAGCCGAGCGCAGUCAGGGCAGCAUUGCUCCUGAAGAAGACCAAGCAUCGAACAAAGCUGAGGAGAAGAAAGACGAUGAGAGCGUUCCAAUGGAAACAGAGGAGACCCGCCUCGAAGAAACGACGGAGAGCCAACAGAAUGGCGAAGAAGGCACAUCUACUCCUGAGGACAAGGAGAGUGGGCAGGAGGGGGUCGACAGCAUGGCAGAGGAAGGAACCAGUGACAGUAACACUGGUUCAGAGAGCAACAGUGCAACAGUGGAGGAGCCACCAACAGAUCCCAUACCAGAAGAUGAGAAGAAAGAAUAAAUGUUGCCUUGUUUUAUGUGUCCUAAAUACUUUUUUUAAAUGAAAAAAAAAAAAAUUUUUUUUUCUUUUUAAUGG